Lactuca sativa (garden lettuce) is the source of this 2044-nucleotide messenger RNA. RefSeq names its product putative arabinosyltransferase ARAD1. NCBI's taxonomy places the organism in Eukaryota, Viridiplantae, Streptophyta, Magnoliopsida, Asterales, Asteraceae. The record is from RefSeq and is a predicted model, not a curated record. Gene Ontology annotation, molecular function: glycosyltransferase activity.
UACCAAUUAUCAAAUGUAUUUUUUCCGUAAUAACAAAAAAGCCAGGAUUCUCUUUGAAUCUUCUCAAACACAUUCUUGGAUGGUAGUUCAUCAUUUUGCUGCUACACAUAAUAUUCCAAUUCUAAUUCCGAUCUUCUUUCCCUAUUCUUGAUUACAAAAUACCAUUCCUCUCUAUAAGCCCUAGUUUUGGAGACAUCUGGUUCAUGGUAAAUCUUUUCGUGAAGUUGUUUGACUGAAAGAUGAAAGCUGUUCUUAUGGCCAUGGCUCCUCUGUUUUUCAGGUUUUUGCCUCUGUUCAACACGGUAACUUUCUUCUUUUGAUUCUUUAAAAUUUAACUGUUCUCGUUAAACGGUAUUUUAUUGUUUACCUUCAUAAACAAUCGAGAUUGACCAAUUCAAAUUGGGUUUUGACAUUGGGAGCUUAAUUUUGUUUUCUUCUAAUUUAACAUUUUAUAGUUCUUCCAUUUUUGGUCUAUUUAGUUCUCCAAAAUUCAGCCUUUGUAGAUAUGACACAAAUCCCAGAAAAAAGUCUGUUCGUUUCCCGAUCUUUUGCAUGCCUAUUUUGCGUCUCAAUGUUAUUCUUAAUCCUUUCUUCAUCGAUCCUAUAUCAAUUUGGUGAUGCUUCUUUAGUACCCAGAUCAAUUUACAACAUAAUUAUCGUAAAAACCACACCAGAUUACAUCAAACCUGAUGAAACCAGGGUGGCAUUCGAACCCAGUUCUCCCAUUUUUGCAUCUUUAUCUUGUAAAGAAUCAUGUUCCAAAAUCAACGCCGUGAAACCCGCCAUUUGCGAUCAAACUCAAGCUCUACUCAAAGUUUUUAUGUACGAUUUACCUCCUGAGUUUCACUUCGGAUUACUAGGUUGGAAAGAAGAUCGUAAUCAAAUCUGGCCUAAUGUAAGCAACCUGAAUCAAAUCCCUUCGUACCCAGGUGGAUUAAACUUGCAACACAGUAUAGAAUAUUGGCUCACUCUCGAUCUUCUCUCUUCGGUUUCACCAAACGUAUCUAGACCUUGUACUGCAGUUCUUAUACAAAACUCCACCCAAGCAGACGUCAUUUUCGUGCCAUUUUUCUCGUCUUUGAGUUACAAUCGGCAUUCCAAGACUCGGGUGACUGAGAAAACCACCAUGGACAAGAUUCUGCAACAAAAAUUGGUGAAGUUUUUAAAAGGUAGAGAUGAAUGGAGAAGAUCAGGAGGGAAGAACCAUAUAAUCAUGGCUCACCAUCCUAAUAGCAUGCUUUUUGCAAGAAGACAUUUGGGUUCUUCUAUGUUUGUGCUCGCAGAUUUCGGAAGGUACAGUUCACAGAUUGCAAAUAUCGAUAAAGACAUUAUUGCACCUUACAAACACGUCGUCAGGCGUCUUGAUGCUCGUGAUUCUCCUUCUUUUCAAGAACGACCCGUGUUGGUGUAUUUCCAAGGAGCGAUUUACAGGAAAGAUGGUGGAGUGAUUCGUCAAAAACUGUAUCAUCUACUUAAAGAUGAAAAAGACGUUCACUUUACAUUUGGAAGUGUGUCCUCUGGUGGGGUCCGCAAGGCGUCCAGAGGGAUGUCUUCUUCUAAAUUUUGCCUCAACAUUGCAGGCGACACUCCUUCAUCUAAUCGAUUGUUUGAUGCGAUUGCUAGUCAUUGUGUUCCUGUGAUAAUUAGUGAUGAGAUCGAGCUUCCGUUUGAAGAUGUUCUUGAUUACUCAAAAUUUGCGAUAUUUGUUCGUGCAUCUGAUGCUGUUAAAAAGGGGUAUCUUAUGAAGCUUCUUAGAAGGAUUCGAAGAGAUAAAUGGAUUCAAAUGUGGGAAAGAUUGAAGGAAAUUGAGAAACAUUUUGAGUAUGAGUAUCCGUCACAGAGUGGUGAUGCUGUUGACAUGAUAUGGCAGAUGGUUCAUAGGAAGGUAUCUUAUGUACAUGAGAAAGGUGGUAGGAAAAACAGAUAUGACAUGUCACAGAAGUUCUUAGAUGCCAUAUGAGUUUUUUUUUCCCCUGUUGGGACUUUGGUCUCAUCGAAUUUGAGUCGUGGUUUCACAGCCAAUAUGGAAAGUAAAUCACAGUUU